Ricinus communis (castor bean) is the source of this 921-nucleotide messenger RNA. Its product is annotated as mediator of RNA polymerase II transcription subunit 20a. The record is from RefSeq and is a predicted model, not a curated record. Gene Ontology annotation, biological process: regulation of transcription by RNA polymerase II. Gene Ontology annotation, molecular function: transcription coactivator activity. Gene Ontology annotation, cellular component: mediator complex. Lineage: Eukaryota; Viridiplantae; Streptophyta; Magnoliopsida; Malpighiales; Euphorbiaceae. The transcript is spliced from 5 exons. Bases 115 to 780 code for a protein of 221 amino acids.
CUACACUCAAUAGUUUACAACUAUAGUCAUACGACGUCGUUGCUCCGGUCUUGUCUCUGCUUCAGAAUCAUCGCUGUGUCCACUGUUUUUCUUUUCCAUUCUUCACCGGGAACGAUGCCGUUGAAAUGGGUUUUGCACUGGCAACCAAAUGCAGGAACAACAGUAAACACACAAAUACUAAACGAAGUAUCUCAAUGCGUAGAGAGCAUCAAUGGAGUUAAAGAAGGAAGAUGGAAAGCUGCUUUAACCUCUUAUAAACCCAUGCUUCGAGACCAAUCAUUAACUCCGGAAUUCCCGCGAGAUUUCUUGGGGAUAUCAUUGCCGGAGCAGCCAAAUAAGUACUAUUUUAUGAUAAGAGGUCAAAGGCUAGUUGUUGAAGCUGAUUCAUCAAUUCAGACAAUAAUGGAGAAACUUCAGUCUUAUAAGUCUAGGGUUGCUCUUCUGUUUGAGGGGUUUCAGUAUCAACUUGGGGAUUUUCAGUUGAGAGUGGGAAAGGUUGUUCCUAAUCAUUCUGAGAACUUGAGAGGAAUUGUUAUGGAGGUGGAGUAUCUUCCUAUAUCCUCAAUAGAGAAAGCUAGGCCAAUCAUGGAAGAAUUUGUUGAUAUAUGGCAAGAGGCUAUAUCGAAAAGAUCAUUACCCGGGCAAUUUAUGCAUAUAGAAACUAACUUUGCUGAUUAUGGUCUCUUUGAUCACUAUACUCCACAACACACAGCUCUGCAGUAUGCUACCGUCAUAGCUCAACUGAUUGCAACACAGACGGUACAAGCAGCCAGAAAUUAGGAAUAAUGGAGAUACUCGAAUUUUUUUUUUUUGUAAAACUGACCCCUUUCUGUUCAGAAGUUAAAUAUCAUGAAUUCAUGAUAUUUGAUUCACGUGUAAUCUCCUGAUUACUUUCUAAACCAAGUCGUUUAUUUCUUUUCA